AUGUCGGACGACGGCGAGCUGAAGCCAAUGGAAACCGAGCCUGAAGAAAGGCCACCAGCCUCACCACCGGCCGCCUCGGCCGCAGCGGCGAAAGAACUUCCAGCCUCAGCUGAGAAGGAGCCUCCGGCUUCUGCAGAGAAGGAACCCCCAGCCUCUGCAGAGAAAGAGCUCGACGAGUAUUUGGAAGGAGCCUCGUGUUGGAAAAGCUUCGAGGACGUGGAGGACGAGGUGCACUACUUGCGCCACCGCGGAGAUGCGUUGGUCAGCCAAGAAGUGGCAUCAAUACCUGUUGCAGAGUUAACAGAUGUGCGCAGCCUCAAGCGGUAUCUGCAAGGGAUUUGUGGAGUGACGAGAUUCAGGCAGAGGCUCGUGGAUAAGCACGAGACUUGGGAUGACAUGCUGAAACUGGACUCACCGGCUGACCUGCAACUCGCAGUGCUGCCGUUUAGCAAUGCGACAGACGAUGCAUCUAUACAGCAGUGCAUGAAGCUGGCAGAUGCUGCUCACCGCGGCAUCCUUCAUCUCGUUGAGGAGCUUCUGCAGCUGCCGCUGCAUCCAGACGGCAUCCAGCAUCUUGAGAGUCGCAGCAAGAGACGUCGCAUAGAGGCCAGGGACCCAUUAUUUCGAGACCCGCCUCUCUUCUGGGCGUGCAAAAGGGGAAACACGGAAGUCGUUCGCUUGCUGUUGGAAGCUGGGGCUCCUAUCCCUGACGCCGCGCUGGCCGCGGCCUCCAGCAAUGGCCACGCUGACGUCGUCUGCUUGCUUCUGCAGGCGGGUGCUUCUGUGAAUGAUGCUGGGCACCACGCGCCACUUGCAAUGGCAUCAGCAAAUGGCCACAUCGAGAUUGUGCGAGUGCUUCUACAGGGUGGAGCAGACCCUGCACAGGAUGGCAGCGCAUUGACGAGUGCGUCCCUCCACGGCCACACAGAGAUUUUCAAACUGCUUUUGGAGUCCCGCGCAACUGUGGACAAUCCUGGAAGCUGUGGAGAGACACCUCUGACAUCAGCUUGUGGCGCAGGAUGCAACCAAACCGUUCAGAUGUUGUUGGAGGCAGGUGCUGACAGCAGCAAAGCUGCGCGCCUCCACACACCUCUUGGUGCAGCCAUUGUCAACGGCCGUGCCAUCUUUCAAGCAGCUUCCCAGACUCAGGCACCUGUGCCUGUGCCAACCAUGUUGAUCCUUGGCGAAAAUGAGAGGUUUGAUUUCAACGUGUUACCUUUCACGGAGUUCAUAGUGUUAGCCAUGAAGCCCUUCAAAACCCAGAUACAAGCUUUGAAUCGCUAUGCGGAACUGUGUACGCCCGUAUACUUGUCGAGAACAUGGUAG
Symbiodinium pilosum is the source of this 1326-nucleotide messenger RNA. NCBI's taxonomy places the organism in Eukaryota, Dinophyceae, Suessiales, Symbiodiniaceae. The record is from the annotation of a GenBank genome assembly.